AAGGGCCUUGAAAUACAAAAGAGGGUGUGGCACUUUGCUUUAGUUUGUUUACUGAACGGCAGAACUGAGACAGAGAAAACUCAAGUCUGUAUAUAAGCUUCAAUAUAAUUAUAAUGGCUACUGAACAAGACUCAGAUGCUCAAAAGAAGCUAGCCGAGGACUUAUGGAAGGCUGUAGGUAAUUAUGAUGUCAUCAAACUGCGGUCCCUGUUGGGACAGGGGGCAGACCCCAACCACCAGCUCUACUGGAGUGACGAGUGGGGGUAUGAGCUGCCUCCAUUACACAGGGCUUGCUGGUGGGGCUACCUUGAGAUUGUGAAGACACUUGUUACUCAUGGAGCUCAUACUGAAGAUGUGAGGGAUGAUGAGGGACGGUCACCACUGGACAUAACUCUGGAAGAUUUGUAUGAUGUUUCAAGUGUUGGUUGUAUGGGUGUUGCCCUCUACCUGAUGAGCCGUGGCUGUGGUAGUGAUGAGGACAAAUCCAAGUUACUGUGUGCAGCAUGUUACCAUGGCAACCUGAGUGUGGUGAAGGAUCUGGUUGAGCUGCACAAAGUUGACCCCAAGAAUGUGAGGGAUGAUGAGGGACAGUCACCACUGGACAAAGCUCUGAGAGGUCUGUAUCCUGAUAAUUAUGGUGAUAAUUAUGAAUGUGUGGAUGUUGCCCUCUACCUGAUGAGCCGUGGCUGUGCAUGUGGUGAUGAAAACAAAGCCAAGUUACUGUUGGCAGCAUGUCUCCAUGGCAACCUGGAUGUGGUGAAAGAACUAGUUGAGCAACACAAAGUUGACCCCAGUGUGAGGGAUGAUGACAAUAGCUGGACCCCUCUCCACAAUGCAUGCCGUAGGGGACACAAAGAUGUGGUGCAGUACUUGGUGGAGAAGGCCAACUGUGAUAUCAGUGUAACUACCGAUGAUGACGAGACGACUCCUCUUGACUUUGCUACACGGUAUGGUCACACUGAAAUUGCUGACUACCUCAAGUCUCUACCACAACAAUCUGCUGUGACUGGAGACACUGACUCCAGGAGUGUCAAGAAUGGACCACCACCAACAGAGAAACAAAAAGUGACCUCUGACCCUCUCUCCGGUCAACAGACACCCAAUGCUGGCAAUGAACAACCAGAAACAACUGAUACUCCAAACGGUUCCACACAACUUUCAACGGAUGACCAAACCUUGUCAAGCACUCCAUUGACUGAGGAAGACUCUGAUGCUCUAGAAAAGCUGCUCCUAGACAACAAAAUCUCUUUGACUGGUGAAAGGACAUAUGAGACAGUAGUCCACCACCUCCAUGAGCUCGGAUAUGGGGAGAUAGCAGCCAACCUAAGAGCGAACCUGGACAAAGUGAUUGGAGAGCAAAAGCGAUAUCUGAAGAAAUUGGACAAUCUGAUGACUGACAAAGACACUAUCUCCAUGCAGUACCUCCGCCUCCUUCUUGUCGGGCCACCAUUCGUGGGUAAAACAACAACUCUUGGCCGUUUACUGAAAGAUAUCGAAAAUAUUAGUUCUGCUGGAGACAAGGCAAAGCUACGCAGUACGCUACUCACCAAUUGCCAUCAAGUGGUCGCCUACAUGAAUAAAGAUGCCACAGAAUGGGUUUGUUCCAAGGACGUGGAGGAGGAAGCAAGGAUCCUCUUUGGCUACAUGUACAGUAGCAAGGUCGAUGAAGUUCCGAGUGCCCCAACUGAGAAAAAGUCAAAAACUGUCCCCGAAAGCGAAAAGCACACAAGCACACCCAAGCCACUUUCUCUUGAAAAGCCUCGGUCAAAGCCUCAAGAAAAAACACGCACUGAAAUACAAGAGAAUGCUCACCAACAGAACAGGCUCAUACCCAUCAAAGCUAGAUUACAAAAACUGAUAAAGAAUGGAAACUAUUCCGAAAUGGCCAAAUGUCUCGGCAACACCUUGCUAAACAUUAACGAUGUUGGAGGACAACCUGCCUUCCUAGAAAUGCUACCAGCCCUAUGUAAUGGUCCUGCCAUGUAUCUAGUGUUCUUGGAUCUCAGCAAGGAACUUGACGAACCCUACGAUAUUCCCUUCAGUCGUGACAACACAGUCAUUACUCCAUUCAAAGCUGUUCACACAGUGGAAGCCACAGUCUCUCAAAUCCUCUCAGCAGUUGCCAGUAUCCAUCACGUCUCUCGAGAAGAUGCCAAGUACAAAACCACCUCCAAAUUGAGCGAGAAGUUUGAAAAGUUCCAACAAGUUCGUCCAGUAGCAGCUUUGAUCGGUACUCACGUGGACAAGUUGGAGAAUCCGAAAGAGAAAAUCAAGCAGGUCAACGAUGCUCUGAAAGCAACCACUCAAAAGUUUGCCGAGAUCCUGGUAUCACCUCCGCCAGAUUCUGAAUCUUCCUUUUUUGCCGUGGACAACUUUGCUGGAACUGAACAGUCUGACAUUGCCCCGAUUCGUGAUUUUCUGAGCGAUGUUUUCGCGUCUCAUUUCAAGGAUGCAUCCUUGCCCAUCAAACCAAAAUGGCUCCUACUGGGCACACUACUGCGGAUGGAGUACUCAAUUGUGUCGAUGGAAGACUGUCUGGAAAUAGGGAGAUUGUUGGAAAUGGAUGAAGAAGAUACCAAAUUCUGUCUUUGGUAUCUACAGAAGAUUGGAUCCAUACUCCAUUACGAGAACGUACCCAAUGAUAUCGAUGGCUGGCUAAGCAACCACAUGUUCUGCACCCCUGAAGUGAUCUUCACUAGCAUCAGCCAACUGAUCCUUGCUGCUUUACGCAUCCUCCAUUCUGAAGGCCACGUCACUGAAUUUGAGCGAGCGGAGUUGGUCAAGAUGGGGCAGUUUUCACUGAAGGCCAUUAUCAAGUACUGUAAUGGUCCUGAUGUUGCAAAGAUGCUCAAGAAAGGAGAGAUUAUCCCAGCCAAGCAUCUCAUCAUACUGCUGCAAUAUCUCAACCUUCUUUCUGAAAUCGUUCACAAAGAUGCCAAUGAUCCGAAGGUCACUCGAAUCACCUACCUCAUGCCAGCUAUUUUGGACUGUGCUUCACAAGACGAGCUAACCAACCCACCUCAACCAGAUACCAACAACCCAGAACCACUCUACAUCACAUUCAGCUUUGGUUACGUACCAACAGGAGUCUUCUGUGGGCUCAUCACUCGACUAGUUUCCCAAGGCCCUCAUGGAAUUCUCGGAUUGACGUGGGAAUUGGUGGAAGAUGGCGUCAAACGAAAUUGUGUAUCGUUUUCUGUCGAUGAUGUUCAUACGGUUACACUACUCUCCCACGAAAAGAGCUACGAAAUUCGAAUCUCUCGAGACGACCCUGAUACCUCUCUUCAUGACAUCUGUGGAUAUGUGCUGUCAGCAAUCCUCUACACUCUCAAGUGCCUGUUCCAGCAUCUGGUGAUGCAUAUUGCAUUCCAAUGUCCCUGUUCCAAGGAUUGUACUGAACGCAGCGUCAACCAUCUGUGUGCUCUCUCUAGCAAAUCACGAAUCAGGUUUAUCUGUGAGGCUUCCAAGAAAGCAGUUAGUCUCAAAUCAGAACAACAAGUAUGGCUGGGAAAACACGUGUGUCUAGGAAGCACGACGGAACUAGAGGUGCUAAAGUUUGCUGAAUAUGGUUUCUCCUUCCACUGGAGCAAAGAGGGCUCCAGACGUCAGAUCAAGACAACUGAUGAUCAGCCCAACACUGUGAGCUUCCCAUGCAUGAGAGAGGAGGACUUUGGUCACUACCAGUGUGAGGUGAAGGAUGCAGCUGCUGGGAAAGUGCUCCUCACUCUCUACACAGCUCUCUACAAAGAGGAUACAAGUAAUGCAGUGACUCCACUAGCCACUUCACACACAACCACUCAGUCAGUUCAACAACGUGAGACGACAGCGACUGCAGCUCAGUUGAGUCAAGAGUGCUCGGAUGAAGCUCUUCUCCAGUUGUCUACCGAGAUAGCUGGCUAUGACAAAUACAAGCACAGGCUGGGCCUUAGUGAUGCUGAGAUUGAGAAUAUCGAUCAAACCAUUGAUAAUAUCCCAGGGAGAUUUCACGCUGCUCUAAAGAAGUGGAAGAGUAAAAGCAUCAUUUUCGAUAAUCCAUCAAAAUCGUCAGCUACUUACGGUCGAUUAGUGGAAAUUGCCUCAGAGAUUGAGGACGGAGAGGCAGUUCGCAGCAUUCACAAGGCCUGUGUCAAGGAUACACUUCAACCAAAUCAGACGAUAGUGACAGCGACUGCAGCUCAGUUGAGUCAAGAGUGCUCGAAUGAAGCUCUUCUCCAGUUGUCUACCGAGAUUGCUGGCUAUGACAGAUACAAGCACAGGCUGGGCCUCAGUGAUGCUGAGAUUGGUGCUAUCGAUCACACAUUUGUUGGUAUUCCAGGGAAAUUCCUCGCUGCUCUAAAGAAGUGGAAGAGUAAAAAUAUUCUCCAAUUAAAUCCAUCGAAUUCAACAGCUACUUACGGUCGAUUAGUGAAAAUUGCUACAAAGAUUGAGGACGGAGAGGCAGUUCGCAGCAUUCACAAGGCCUGUGUGGAGCAUACAUGACUGGAGGUCAUGGAUCAGUCAACACCAUCAGACACUACCAACACUAUAGAACCAUAAGCACAUUUGCACAUUAUUUUGUUUUGUUUGACGCUUAUUGUGGUAAUGAAUAAAGUGGCAUGAGUUUUUUUUUUACUGACAAUGUUCUUGGUAUGGAUCUUUCAA
Messenger RNA from Halichondria panicea, 4640 nucleotides. RefSeq lists its product as uncharacterized. NCBI's taxonomy places the organism in Eukaryota, Metazoa, Porifera, Demospongiae, Suberitida, Halichondriidae. Bases 114 to 4478 code for a protein of 1454 amino acids. Gene Ontology annotation, molecular function: protein binding. The record is from RefSeq and is a predicted model, not a curated record. The transcript is spliced from 17 exons.